ACUUAUUUACCAAUUAAUUUUUAGGAUCUUUUUGAAUUCAAAAUGAAAGCCAAGGGAGAUUUGAAAGAAUAUGAGGUCAUCGGACGUAAAUUGCCGACUGAAAAAGAAAAGACUACACCUUUAUACAAGAUGAGGAUUUUCGCUCCAGAUCGCAUUGUUGCCAAAUCUCGAUUUUGGUAUUUCUUAAGACAACUUAAGAAAUUUAAGAAAAGUACAGGAGAAAUCGUAUCUUUGAAAGAAGUUACCGAUAAAUCUCCAACAAAAAUUAAAAACUUUGGAGUGUGGUUACGUUAUGAUUCAAGAUCAGGUACACACAACAUGUACCGUGAAUAUAGAGAUACUACUGUUGCUAGCGCUGUUACUAAAUGCUAUAGAGAUAUGGGUGCAAGACACAGAGCCAGGGCUCAUGCUAUUCAGAUCAUUAAAGUGGAAGUUGUGAAGGCUAAGAACACCAGAAGACCACAUGUGAAACAAUUCCACGACAGUGACAUUCGUUUCCCUCUACCUCACCGUGUUGAAGGAAAACGUCGUCGUUAUAACACAUUCUCUAUUCGACGCCCAACAACCAGUUUCUUGUAAAAUCGAUAUUAUAUUUGAUUUUUCUGAAUAAAAAGAAUUCAAUUUAAUAUUUUUAA
Melanaphis sacchari is the source of this 635-nucleotide messenger RNA. It is a transcript of the gene RpL18A, whose product is annotated as 60S ribosomal protein L18a. The record is from RefSeq and is a predicted model, not a curated record. The coding region runs from base 43 to 579 and encodes 178 amino acids. Gene Ontology annotation, biological process: translation. Gene Ontology annotation, cellular component: ribosome; cytosolic large ribosomal subunit. Lineage: Eukaryota; Metazoa; Arthropoda; Insecta; Hemiptera; Aphididae. The transcript is spliced from 4 exons. Gene Ontology annotation, molecular function: structural constituent of ribosome.